UGACCCGUGCUCCGCGGAGGCUCCUGGUCCUCCCCAUUGACAAACAUCCCAUCUUGCCACCCGGCGGGCAGGUAGGACUGGAAAGAAACUACAGCCCCCAGCAUGCCGCGCGCGGGGCGCAAUGCGUCGUUGCAAUGUCUUGCGCGGCUCGCUGGGAGUCGUCGUUCGCGCGUGCGCCUUUGCCUGGACUCCUCUUCCCAGAAGUCCACGGGCGUCGUCCUCCUCGUCCUCCAGGCUGCCCGCGUUCGGCCGGCGUCCGCUCGCAGUCGUCGCCAUGCUACCCGCCGCAGUCUUCCGCCGCCCCGGCCUGCGUUCCCUCGUACGCCGGGCCCGCGCCUACGCCGAUGCCGCCGCUGCUCCGGCCCCGGCUGCGGGCCCGGGACAGAUGUCCUUCACCUUCGCCUCACCCACGCAGGUGUUUUUCAACGCUGCCAACGUCCGGCAAGUGGAUGUGCCCACGCAGACAGGAGCCUUUGGCAUCCUUGCGGCCCACGUGCCCACCCUGCAGGUCCUGCGGCCAGGGCUGGUUGUUGUCCAUGCUGAGGAUGGCACCACCUCCAAAUACUUCGUGAGCAGUGGUUCUGUCACCGUGAAUGCUGAUUCCUCAGUCCAGUUGCUGGCCGAAGAGGCUGUGACGCUGGACAUGCUGGAUGUGGGGGCAGCCAAGGUGAACUUGGAGAAGGCGCAGUCGGAGCUGUCAGGGGCAGCAGAUGAGGCCUCCAGGGCUGAGAUCCAAAUCCGCAUCGAGGCCAACGAGGCCCUGGUGAAAGCUCUCGAGUAGGCAGUGCGUGGUCCUUGCCAGCAGGGAAACCGAGGCCCAGAACUGGGCAGAGGAUGUCCCGGGCAGGCUGAACCAGUUCGCGUGGGUCCAGUCUGACCGUGGGGGGUGGGGGGGUGGGGAGGAAGGUCAGCAAGCCGCCUAAAGGGAUUCUCCUGUGAAGGGAGCGGUCUUGCCAGAGAAGGCCGCCAGGGGGCAGCACGGUUCUAGCUUUCUGCCAAGAGCACGCCCCAUCAAACCCAGGGAACAGGCU
Messenger RNA from Odobenus rosmarus divergens (Pacific walrus), 1031 nucleotides. RefSeq names its product ATP synthase, H+ transporting, mitochondrial F1 complex, delta subunit (gene ATP5F1D). NCBI's taxonomy places the organism in Eukaryota, Metazoa, Chordata, Mammalia, Carnivora, Odobenidae. The coding region runs from base 122 to 781 and encodes 219 amino acids. Gene Ontology annotation, molecular function: proton-transporting ATP synthase activity, rotational mechanism. Gene Ontology annotation, biological process: proton motive force-driven ATP synthesis. The record is from RefSeq and is a predicted model, not a curated record. The transcript is spliced from 4 exons.